Spodoptera littoralis (African cotton leafworm) is the source of this 1935-nucleotide messenger RNA. NCBI's taxonomy places the organism in Eukaryota, Metazoa, Arthropoda, Insecta, Lepidoptera, Noctuidae. The record is from the annotation of a GenBank genome assembly.
AUGGAUCGAAAAAUAGUUUGGAGGGUAUUGUUACUGCUAUUUGUACUAUUUGUUCAAAAGUCUGAGCAAGCUAAGAAGCAAAGAACAGCAGUUAUUACAGAUAUAGGUGAUAUAAAAGAUUUUAAGAAACUAUUAAGAACUAAGACUAAUGUUUUGAUAUUAUAUGUAAAUGAGCCGAAGAAUUCACACACCAUAGUAGAUGUGUUCAAAGACACUGCUGAUGCUAUGAAGGGACAAGCUACUCUAGCUCUAAUAGACUGUACUAGUAGCGAAGGUAGGAAGCUUUGCAAGAAACUGAAAGUGGCUACAGAUAAACCAUACUACAUGAAGCAUUAUAAAGAUGGUGAAUACCAUAAAGAUUAUGACAGAAACGAGUCAAGUUACUCGCUGUCAAACUUCUUGAGGGAUCCCACUGGAGAUCUGCCAUGGGAUGAGGACCCUACUGCCACUGACAUAUUUCAUCUUCAAGAUGGAGAGGCUCUGAACAAGUUCUUGAAGAAAGGCGCUGGUGCUUAUAAGAAAUCUAUGAUAAUGUUCUACGCGCCCUGGUGUGGAUACUGUAAGACUCUGAAACCGGAGUACGUUAAUGCUGCUGCUGAAUUGAAGGGCGAAUCAUUACUUGCUGCGAUUGAUGUAUCGAAACCAGGAAACUCAAAAAUAAGGCAAUUGUACAAUAUUACUGGCUUCCCUACGCUGUUAUAUUAUGAAAAAGGCCAAUACAAACUGCCGUACAAUGGCGAGAACAAAAAACAAGCUAUCAUUGAUUUCAUGAGGGAUCCAACAUCUGCAAUGCAACAAAAGAAGAAAGAAGUAGUUGAUGAGAGCUGGCCCGAAGACUCUGAUGUUGUGCAUUUAACUGUUGCCAAUUUUGAUGAAACUCUUACGAAUGUUAAAAAUGCACUCGUAGUCUUCUAUGCUCCUUGGUGUGGACAUUGCAAGAGAAUUAAGCCUGAGUUUGAGAAAGCAGCCAAAAGGAUCAAGUCUGAAAAGAUCGACGGUAUUUUGGCGGCAGUUGACGCCACAAAGCAACCCGACCUCGCUUCUCGUUUUGGUGUGAAGGGAUACCCAACUCUAAAGUACUUCAGCAAAGGAGAAUACAAGUUUGAUGCAAGCCAUGCCAGGCAAGAAGACCAAAUUAUUAGUUUUAUUAAGGACCCUCAAGAGCCACCGCCACCACCACCCCCGGAAAAGCCGUGGUCGGAAGAGGAGUCGCCCGUGCGCCACCUCGACUCCUCGACGUUCAGAAACACACUGCGCAAGAUCAAACACGCCAUUGUCAUGUUCUAUGCACCAUGGUGUGGACACUGCAAAAGUACUAAGCCGGAGUUUGUGAAAGCCGCAGAGAAAUUCGCUGAUGAACUAAUGGUAGCGUUCGGAGCAGUUGAUUGUACUGCCGACCAGGAACUGUGUGCUAACUAUGACGUCAGAGGCUACCCUACGAUCAAAUACUUUAAUUUCUACGACAAAGCCGUCAAGGAUUACACAGGUGGUAGAAAGGAAGGUGACUUCGUGAACUUCAUACAUAGUCAAGCGGACUUCCACCCGACCGCUCAAAAGGAACUAACGGCGCAGCAAUCUGGUUUCGGCCUAAAUGUAGUGAUGACUAGCGACGUAGACUUUGAGCAGGUCAUGAAAUCAACGACACCUUCCUUCAUCAUGUUCUUCGCGUCUUGGUGUUCACACUGCAUGGAUGCGAAACCACAGGUUAAUCUCCUAGCAGACAAGCUAAAAGCUGAAGAUAUCCCUGUUAAAGUAUAUGCUGUGGAUGCAUCUAAGAACCAGAAGGUCGCUGACCUCGCUGGCAUACAGACUCUACCAACGUUUAAACUGUACACGAAUGGACAACUUAUUGCCGACUAUGAAGGCGGUCGCACUCUCGACGAGAUGUACGAGUUCUGUCGCAAUUACGCUGGCAAGGUGAAGGAUGAGUUGUGA